Talaromyces proteolyticus is the source of this 2037-nucleotide messenger RNA. RefSeq names its product fungal-specific transcription factor domain-containing protein. The record is from RefSeq and is a predicted model, not a curated record. The transcript has 10 exons. The coding region runs from base 1 to 2037 and encodes 678 amino acids. Gene Ontology annotation, molecular function: DNA-binding transcription factor activity, RNA polymerase II-specific; zinc ion binding; DNA binding. Gene Ontology annotation, biological process: regulation of DNA-templated transcription; DNA-templated transcription. NCBI's taxonomy places the organism in Eukaryota, Fungi, Ascomycota, Eurotiomycetes, Eurotiales, Trichocomaceae.
AUGGCAGAGUCGGCAACCGUGUUGCGGCCGAGGAUUUCCAAAUCGUGCGACCAGUGCAAGGCACGCAAAGUGCGAUGCAUACGAGAUAAACCCGAUUCCCAGACUUGUAACAAUUGCCUCAAACGGCGCCAGCAAUGCCAUUUCAGCCAAACAAAACGGAAAUUGAGGCUGCCAGAGUCUGAAAAUCCUCCAAGCCAUGGUGAUCAGUUACCCGUCAUCCAGACACCAAGCGACGCUAGCUUGGGGGAGUCUGCUCCAAGAUGGGAGCAUCCGCAGACAAUCUACAUUGAUCAUCUUCUAGAGAAGAGAUACAUUGACGGUGUUGGUGGCUGGAGAAACGAGUCUUCAAUUGUCAAGGCUGAUGAAAACCUCGGAUCAGUUGCAAGCGCUAGUCUUGCCUUCUUCUCUGAAAGCAGAAUCCGAUCAUUGUCCGAGCGGCUAGGGCACAGCAAGCUCCGGGACCUUAUCGAGGCAAUUGGCUGCGUCAUUAAUGCUAGAAUGAAUCGUAGCAACGAUAUUUACGAAUGGAAGGGCCCCGGUGCAAUGAUCAAAUUCAAAAGUCCGGCCACGCCAGAGCAAGUCUCGGCGGAGGCUGCCGCGGGGUAUAUAGCAGUAUAUUUUGAACAAGUUCAUCCGAUCUAUCCAUUUCUCGAUCGGCAAAGCUUUGAGGAGAAAGCCCACAGUCGGGACUUGCCCACCCAUCUGUCUGCAAGUGCGGCCUUUUCUGCUUUGUAUCAUUCUGUGCUAGCUCUAGGUUGCCAGUACACGGAAGGUGGAUCUUUCGAGACAGGCAAAGGCAAAGCGUGGAAGCUAUAUCAAAUUGCUCUGGGCUUGUUUCCAGACCUUCUUCUCCCACGAGAGGCUUUGGAAAACCUUCAAACCAUAUUUGCCUUAAACCUUUCUUGCAUACAGAUCGAAGAGACAUUAAUUUCCGAAGCGGCAAGGAUGGCCCAAGCAUUGGGAUAUAAUAGAGCCACAAGUGUCGACGCGGGCCAUAGGACUUUCUGGGUUAUAUAUACCUUAGAAAAGACCACAUGCUUCUUCGCCGGCACCAGUUCGGGAUUGAGUGACUUCGACAUUGGCUGCCCUCUUCCAGAAAUCCCCGAAACUGUAUUUGGAGGUGUCGAUUGGUUCCUUUCGUCAGCUCGGUUUGCCCGUCUGGUUUCACGGGCCUAUGAAAUGCUGUUCUCAGUCACAGCUACGAUGAAGACGCCUGAGCAGUACUUUUCUGCUAUCGACCAGGUGAAUGAUGAUUUAGACCAAUGGAGAAACUCGCUCCCAGUAGAAUUUCGACCUGGUGACCCAUUUCGACCCGGAGGAAGUAACACGUCCUGGACUCUGCUGGUCGCUCUGCGAGCACAUUUCUUCUACCAUGCCGUGGUCAUCGCCCUAUGCAGGCUCACACUACAUGUCGGCGCUGGCACAGCAUCUGGGCGUAUGGAAGACGCCAAAAAGAGGCUCAUGUACACCGCACGUCAAAUUAUCGAAAACACACGGUAUAUUGAUGCUGAGCCUUACACGCCAAUCUGGAUGCUUGGUGUAAUUCCACUUUCGGCAUUGUUCAUUCUUUUCGACUUUGUCGUCCACAAUCCCUCCCAUCCGGAAACUAGCACCAAUCUAGCUCUUUUAGACGUUGCUGGCGGUUACUUUAGUCGGCUCGAGUAUGCAACUGGAGGUUCUCUUCCUAGCUCCUUGCUUUCAGACUUUGCUCACAUUGCACGCCAAUUCGUCCGAGACAUCAAUCCUGAACAGCGCAUGGCUGCUGAAUCUGUCACUAGAUAUACCCCAUAUCUCUCUACGAAAUCUUUCGAAGGGAUGUCACAGGCACCUCAGCCAAUGACAUAUCUGCCUACCCAUUUACCGACGAACCAAAUGCCUAUCCAUGGUGAAAUACCUAAUCAAGUCUCUGUACCUUACACAGAUCAACUAUUUUAUCCCACUACUGACCUACAGCCUCUCAUGGGUGGCAAUAUUCCUUCUGGCUUCGAUAUCACAAACCUUUUCGACGCUGUUAUUCCCGAGUUUCCGAACCUCUAG